AUCCAUCUCAAUUUCUCUGAAAAACCCUAGCGAUUUCCGAUUUGUCUUCUCCUGCGUCAGGCCUUCUCGCCGGAGAUGUGGGAGGGAUGUAGAUCCCUUGCUUCCUAAUUUCUUGUCUUUAAUUAGUGUUCUCUGGUAGAUCUGUGGGCAAAUCGAAGGUGGUAUGGGUUUGAGGGCUUUUCGGCAAUGGAAUCAAUCGGAGGUUAAGACAGCUGAAAAUGAAGGAAUCGUUGAUGCUGGACCUGGUGAUGAUGAGUGUUAUCCUAAGAGAUUCAAAUCGAGAAGGGAAAAAAUCUCUGAGCUUCUUUUCUAUUGUAGAGUGAAUCGAUGCAUCAGAUGCGACCAUCUCGAGCUUACGAUUCCUGGGGACGACGAAGAGGGAGAGGCUAAUUUGGGAUGUGGAGUCGCCGGUGAUGAUGGUGUUACGAGGGUUGAUGUUGAUGAAGAUUAUGAAGAAGCUGGUGGUAGUAAAGAGAGCAAAGCUAAUAGAUUAUAGAUGAGCCAAUCUCGGUGUUGCUCGAAUCCUUGAGAAAGCUUCAAUUGAUGUCUUUGAAUUUGGAUAUUCUUAAGAGUACUGAAAUCGGAAAGGCUGUUAAUGGUUUGAGGAAACAUGGGUUUUGAUAAGAUUCGCCAACUCGCAAAGACUAUUAUCCUUGAAUGGAAGGAGUUGGUAGCAGAAACUCAAAGCUUUUGAUGCAGACGCAAGAAGUGAAAAGCUCCAGGACCUUAACAAGAAAAACUCAAAGCUCUUGAUGCAGACGCAAAGUUCCAGUUUGCUAAGAGGAAACUUCAAGCGAGCUACCAACAACAUGAGAACGGUUUGUUCCUUUACCUCUUGUGAUUUUUGACUGUGAACAUUUGUGUUUGCAGGUAGAUUCAGGCUGGGACAUUGAUGAAUAACUAUGCACAUAUAUUUGAUGCAAAACCUCUAAUAGGUUUGCCUCAGCAGGACCUCUAAAAGGAAUUCUCAGGUCAAGUAUGUUUGAUGCCAAUGAUGGGAUUCAUUGAGCAAGUCCUUUGGCCAAUAUUUUGUUACUGUGAUGAAAUGACAAAUCACGAGCUGAUGAUGGCGGGGAACCACGAUAUCUCGUUUAGGCAUGAGCAAUAUAUGGAAGCUCGACAG
Messenger RNA from Arabidopsis arenosa, 1123 nucleotides. NCBI's taxonomy places the organism in Eukaryota, Viridiplantae, Streptophyta, Magnoliopsida, Brassicales, Brassicaceae. The record is from the annotation of a GenBank genome assembly.